UUUGUCUAUAACUUCUUACCAAUUCUCAAACAAACCAUACCAUAAAAUAUAUAGAUUCAUCUUAAUUAUACCUCUAUACCAAAACCCUACCUUCUCAUUUCUCUCUCUCUCCAAAGCCAAAAAGAAAAAAAGAUAAUGGAAAUGAUGAACAAAUUACAAAAUCAUGAUCAUGAUGAAUUUAUUUUUAGAUCAAAACUUCCAAAUAUUUACAUCCCAAAUCAUCUCCCUCUUCACAAAUAUUGUUUUGAGAAUAUUUCUCAAUUUAGUUCAAGAACUUGUUUGAUCAAUAGUACCACGGGUGCAACAUAUAGUUAUAUUGACGUUGAACUUAUUGCUAAAAGAAUUGCCUUAGGUCUACACCAACUUGGCAUCGAACAAAGAGAUGUCAUCAUGUUAUUGCUUCCGAAUUCGCCCGAAUUCGUGUUUGCAUUCCUCGGAGCGCUGUUCCGAGGAGUGAUAUGCACGACCGCGAAUCCGUUCUACACUCCAUCGGAGAUAACAAAGCAAGCGAAAGCGUCAAACGCGAAGCUCAUCAUAACACAAUCUCUCUACGUUGAUAAAAUCAAGCGUUACGCGGAGGAAAAUGAGGUGAAAAUCAUGUGCACGGACGACGAUUCCACCCCCGACGAUUGCCUUAGUUUUGCGGAGUUGUUGUUGAAUUGUCAGAACGAUAUUCAUUUAUCUGAUAGUGUAAAAAUUCUUCCAGAUGAUGUAGCGGCUUUACCUUAUUCGUCCGGCACGACCGGGUUGCCUAAAGGGGUGAUGCUAACACAUAAAGGACUAGUAACAAGUGUGGCACAACAAGUGGAUGGUGAAAACCCUAAUCUAUAUUUUCAUAGUGAAGAUGUGAUUAUGUGUGUGUUGCCAUUGUUUCAUAUUUAUUCUCUCAAUUCCAUUUUGCUAUGUGGGCUAAGAGUUGGGGCAACUAUUUUGAUAAUGCAAAAGUUUGAGAUAAAAGGAUUAAUGGAGUUAGUGGAGAAGUAUAAGGUGACAAUUGCACCAUUUGUACCACCUAUAGUAUUGGCUAUAGCAAAAAGUCCAUUGGUGGAUGAAUAUGAUUUGUCAUCAAUAAGAAUGAUAAUGUCAGGGGCAGCACCAAUGGGGAAAGAACUUGAAGAUACUGUUAGAGCUAAAUUGCCUAAUGCCAUAUUAGGACAGGGAUAUGGCAUGACAGAAGCAGGUCCAGUACUAUCAAUGUGUCUAGCUUUUGCAAAACAACAAUUUGAAGUCAAAUCUGGUUCCUGUGGGACUGUUGUUCGUAACGCCGAGAUGAAGAUCGUCGAUACCAACACCGGAGCAUUUCUUCCCCGGAAUCACGCCGGAGAAAUCUGCAUUAGAGGUGAUCAGAUCAUGAAAGGAUAUCUUAAUAACCCGAAAGCAACAGAGGAAACGAUAGACAAAGAAGGAUGGUUACAUACGGGCGAUAUUGGAUACAUAGAUGAUGAUGAUCAAGUAUUUAUAGUAGACAGAUUAAAAGAAUUAAUAAAAUACAAAGGAUAUCAAGUAGCUCCUGCUGAAUUAGAAGCUAUGCUUAUUUCAAAUCCAAAUAUAUCUGAUGCUGCUGUUGUCCCGAUGAAAGAUGAAGUUGCAGGUGAAGUUCCUGUUGCAUUUGUUGUGAGAGCAAAUGGUAGUAAGAUUUCUGAGGAUGAGAUCAAACAAUAUGUAUCCCAACAGGUAAUAUUCUACAAGAGGAUAAAUAGAGUAUUUUUCACAGAAGAAAUUCCAAAAGCUCCAUCUGGAAAAAUACUUAGAAAAGAUUUAAGAGCUAAGCUUGCAGCUGGAGGUUUAGCUAGUUGAAUUUUGUUAUGGAAAUAAAUAUAUAUUAGCAUAUAUAUGAACUUUACUUUAUGAUAUAUAGGUAUUUGUAUAAAUAUUGAAUGAAAUUUGUAUUCUGAUAAUUGUUCUGUAUAUUGAACCAAUACAUAUUUGCAUACAUAUACCA
Molecule: messenger RNA, 1942 nt
Organism: Capsicum annuum
Lineage: Eukaryota; Viridiplantae; Streptophyta; Magnoliopsida; Solanales; Solanaceae
Product: 4-coumarate--CoA ligase 2
Exons: 5
Coding region: 136-1797 (553 amino acids)
Molecular function (GO): CoA-ligase activity
Source: RefSeq, a predicted model, not a curated record